Messenger RNA from Blumeria graminis f. sp. triticale, 384 nucleotides. The record is from the annotation of a GenBank genome assembly. NCBI's taxonomy places the organism in Eukaryota, Fungi, Ascomycota, Leotiomycetes, Helotiales, Erysiphaceae.
GUUGCGUUUCACAUACUUCUUAGUCAUGACACCAUAACAGGAGAAUGUCGCACUCUAUCAGAAACUGCUUUCACUCUUCAAGGUUACAUACUGAUGAAUGUCAAGAGCCUUUUGAAGAUCCUCCUCGCUACCUUACUCACUGCGAGUACAUUGAUGGCCUCGCCCAACCCUUUAUCGGAAACUGAAUUACUCAAAAGCCCAGACGUGAUCUCUUUGGUGACCCGAGAUCGAACCGAUCAUACGAAGUGCCAGACAGGCGAGCGGCCUAUAUCCACGACUAAGUUUGGCAGGGUAAAAUGUAGUGGAAGCACAAGCAUCUCGGCAUCGUACUUGUGGAAAUUCUAUGGCACAGUGGGCAUCAUGUGGGCUUUAGAAAUAGCCUGA